AGGUACGAAUAAAUUUAUAUUUUGCAGUAAUAAAUAACAGCAUUUAGUGGUAUCAGUGUUACGUCCGUAGAAAAUGCAUGUUCAUCAGGCAAAUGUCACAAAAAUAUCUAUGUAUAUUCAAGUAGUUUCUGUAAAAUGAUCGAGUAAUUUGUUAAUUAUUUAGUAAACUUAGGAUAAUGUAAAUUUUAUCCCUAGUGCGAAUGCAUCUUGGACAAAGGUGCCAUUGGAAGCCAUUGAUUUAAUUUCCUUACAGUUCCGAAAAUAGGGGAACAUAAACAAACAUAAACAUCAAAGUUUUCGAUCAGAGUUUCGCCUCUGUAAAACUACUCUGUAAUACCAACGUAAUAGCUGUGAAAUUAACUUAGUUUACACUAUAUCGUACACCGUAUCUCCAACAUUAUACUGUUUUGACAGUUCAAGCGGAUCAGCAUAUCAAUAAAAUGGGUAAGGUGAAAGACAUAAGCACAGAUGAAGAUAUGGGUGUAGAAACUAAUGAAGUGUCGCCACAAAAAAGGCAUAAAAAGCAUAAGCAUAAGAAACAUAAGAAGAAGAAACCAACACACAAUGAAAGUGAUAGCUUUAAUGAUACUGCUGUCGAAACAGAGAAGAAGAAAACAUUUAGAGUUAAAAUGAAAAAGGAUGAUGAUAAAAGUUCUGAAAAGCCUCGCGAAAAAGUGCUGAAAUCAUCUAAUCUCAGUGUCGCAGGUUCAAGUACUGCUCCAUCGCCAAAAGCUACAACAAAGAAAAAAGUACCAAAAAGUAAUAAAGGUAAAGAGAGUGGUACUAGUAGUGAGGAGGAACGAUGGCUCGAUGCAAUAGAAUCUGGGAAACUGGAAGAGGUUGACGAUGAAUUGAAAAAGAUCAAACCAAAGGAUCCAAAAUUAAUGACAGCUCGCCAAAGAGCUAUGUUCGAAAGAAAGACUGAUACAGAACCAAAUCCAGGUGUAGAACAACUUAUGUCUUUACCAACUGGAUACAAAGAAAAAGUUAUGACGGCUGAAGCCAUACAAAAGGCUGCUCUUAAAUCUUUAAAAAGAAAACAACUGGCCGACGAGAAAAGGGAAAAAGAUAAGAAAAAAACAAUGGAAAGAUUAUUGAAGAAGCAAGAGUCUAAAGCUUCUAAAGUUAUUAGUAAAGGAAAACCUUCCAGAAGACAAGUUCCUUUAGUUACAUAUCGUUUAACACUAGAAAGAAGUUCAAUAUCUUUACCACCGGGAGAAAAUUUUCCAUUGCAGCCUACAAAAGGGAAAGACCCUCCAAGCAAAGUCCUUUGCGGCGUAAAUCAAUGCAGAAAUCCGAAAAAAUAUUCAUGUUCAAAAACUGGAGUACCGCUGUGCAGUUUAGAGUGUUAUAAAACUAAUUUAGCAAUAUCUACAUGAAUGUAGCAUAUGUCAAUAGUUACAUUCUACUGUCUUUCACUGUUGUAGACUUGCUUUAUUCAAGAUCUAAACACAACUAUUAAUUUAUUUAUUUUGAUGUUCAUUUAUUACUGCUAUUAACAAUUGAACUAAUUUAAUGUGUCAAUAUUUGUUCCCAUUUUACAUCGUUCUUAAGUUCACAGAAGAAUCGAUCAAAGGAAUUUUGUUUCCUUCAUACAAACUUAGAACACAACAAAGUUCCAAGUACAUAACGGAAAUCUAUAGUAAAAAAAGUGACCGGCAUUGUUGAUCCUAGACAAAUUUUUUCAAGUAGAAAAGAGUCAUUAUCUCAGUUAUGUGUCCAAACUUGACCCCAUCAAUGCAAUACAUAUUGGAGUCUUGCGUGUAUAUUAUCAUUGAAUUCCUUGGAAAAAGAAAAGGAAGAGGAAAACAGAAUGUAAUAUAUAUGGAAAAAAUUAAAAAUUAAAUUAAGUAAAAAUCAUUGUCUCUAGAUUCAGUCAUUAAUUGAUGGCUGCUUUGUAAAUACUUUUGUACAUGCAAUUAUCUGUAUAUUUUUACAUAAAUAGAUAAUUACGUU
Messenger RNA from Hylaeus anthracinus, 1956 nucleotides. RefSeq names its product INO80 complex subunit B. Gene Ontology annotation, biological process: chromatin remodeling. The coding region runs from base 441 to 1379 and encodes 312 amino acids. The record is from RefSeq and is a predicted model, not a curated record. The transcript is spliced from 6 exons. NCBI's taxonomy places the organism in Eukaryota, Metazoa, Arthropoda, Insecta, Hymenoptera, Colletidae. Gene Ontology annotation, cellular component: Ino80 complex.